AUGGCCCAGGAAGACAGAAUGGAUAUGGCCCCGGAGGGGAAGAAAAGCCAGGAUGACGGGGUCAGACCCUUUCCACAGCUGCUGCCAGGGCCCCGGAAGUUCGCGCCACAGUCAUCCACCAGCAUCGAGCGCCUGAAAAAGACCUCCAUGGCCUGCAAGGCAUGCAAGACUGCAAAGAGAAAGUGCAGUGGUGCUGGCAAACCACCGAAACCGCCAUGCAAUGCGUGCAAGGCCACGAAUACCGAAUGCGAGUUCGACCCAACACUCGACCUCCGGCGCAAAGAAGCCCAUAACGCCAAGAUCAAUAGCCUCGAGGCGAAGAUCGAGGAGCUGCAAAAUUACAAGCAUUUGCUGGACGAUUUGAUCACAAGGGUUCGGUCGCCACACAGGCAUGAGGUCAACCGAGUCGUGAAGAUGAUUCGCAUGGAUGAAUUUGAUCUAGAGGACUUUGUUCGUGCUGUCGAAAGCCCGAUCGCCGCUGCCACCCACCGCCACGUCGAAUGGUUGGAUUUGCCGCCACAGAGGACUGUCGACCCUUAUGCUCGUGUCACGCUAGAAACCCUCUGCGAUAUCCCCCGAUUUAGGGUGCCAGCGCAACCGUGGACCAAGGUCACCGAUGACAGCUACCUGGUUUCGCACUUGAUCUCGCUGUAUCUCACCUGGGAUCAUCCAUGCUCCCAGCUGAUUGAUCAAGACGUUUUUCUCAAACACAUGAAGGCAAAGGAUCUGACGUCGGAGUUUUGCACCCCACUCCUGGUCAAUAGCCUUCUAGCAAUGGCAAGCGUUUAUUCCGAUAGCCCGCAAGUCAUCUCCAAGCAAGAAGACAGCGUUUUCCGAGGACAGGUCUUUCUUUCCGAGGCAGAACGUCUGUGGAAAACAGAAGAGGGCCGCCCGACGCUAUCGAAUGUCCAAUCACUCCUUCUGAUAUGUUGUGUUCACAGAUGUCAAGGCAAAGCCAACCUGGGCUGGCUUCUCAUCCGACAAGCGGUCCAGUUAGCCCACGAUAUGGGACUGUUUGUCCCCCGGAGGCGAAUCAUUCGCCGGAGAUGCAACGAGUUCGCUCAACCACUGCGUGGGCGUGCUAGACAAAUGGCAAUGGAGCUGCAUAAGAUGCCGAAUUUGGAAAAGCCGGGGUUCCAAGUCAGCGUAGGCGACGUUGCUUGGGUCCCGUAUCCACGAUUGAACCAGCUGAUAUAUCCGAGGAAGAAAGCGCGUCUGCCAGAUGUGCAGGAUGGACUUUCCGAGUUGAUGGAAAUCGUGGCAGAUGUCCAAAAACUCUUUUUGGACAAUUUGACCCAGAGCAUCGACGAUCUAUGGCUCAAAGCACAAGACCCAUACAAUCGCUUUGUGGACUGGCUGAGUCGCUGCCCCGAUGUAUCACAGAUUGAAGACCAGCCGGUUUCGGGAUUCCUGGUUUUGCGCCUGAAAUGCCUCCAUGCAAUCAUGUCCCUCUUCGAAAUGCUGAUUCGCCGCGAUGAGCAAACACCUUCGUCUAAUACCAUCUGGCGGCAAGAGGCAUUGGAGCUCCAGACCAGAUCCGCCGAGGAGACGGCCGAGUGCCUCCGUAUCCAUCGUCAGUCGUAUGGCAUCCGGUAUAUCCCUCGCCAGAUGGUUGGCGCCAUUCGGUCUGGUCUCCUGGUCCUCGUACACCAGCUGGGAAAUCGUGAGGACGCGAGAGAACCGUUCGUCGAGCUUUGGCGAUUUGGAACCGCAAUUGACCACAGAUUCGAACUGAUCGCCGAAGCCGUCCACCAGAUUCGAUUGAUGGCGCAGAGUGGUGCCGUGGAGAUACCGGCUGAAGUGAUCGAGAUCAGUGAUCCCGAGCAUGGGGAAGGCCUUUGA
Molecule: messenger RNA, 1842 nt
Organism: Penicillium riverlandense
Lineage: Eukaryota; Fungi; Ascomycota; Eurotiomycetes; Eurotiales; Aspergillaceae
Product: putative C6 transcription factor
Exons: 7
Coding region: 1-1842 (613 amino acids)
Biological process (GO): regulation of DNA-templated transcription; DNA-templated transcription
Molecular function (GO): zinc ion binding; DNA-binding transcription factor activity, RNA polymerase II-specific; DNA binding
Source: RefSeq, a predicted model, not a curated record